UCUGACUUCUUACUAGCAAUUAACCCAAUAUCAUCCCGUGUCUUAGUGAACUUUUAAUAAAAAUAUAAUCAAAAUCUCAGUAAAAUUUAAUUAGUAAUUCUUUUUUACUUCUUUUUUAAGUCUUCUUAUUCAUUAAUUUCAUUCAUAAGCAUUAUUGUAUCUAUAAGAGUCAUUACAAGAAAGGCAUCAAAUCAACACUAACUACUAGUUUACUUAGAUCAUUAAAAUGUUCAUAUUAGAUUGGUUUACUGGAGUACUUGGUUUCUUAGGAUUAUGGAAAAAAAGAGGGAAGUUAUUAUUUCUUGGAUUAGAUAAUGCAGGAAAAACAACGCUUCUUCACAUGCUCAAAGAUGAUCGAUUAGCCCAACAUGUACCCACGUUGCAUCCAACUUCGGAAGAAUUAUCGAUUGGAAAUAUUCGAUUCACAACGUUUGAUCUCGGUGGUCAUACACAAGCGCGUCGAGUCUGGAAAGAUUAUUUCCCAGCUGUAGACGCAAUUGUAUUUUUAGUGGACGCCAGUGAUAGGUCACGACUUCCAGAAUCACGGGCUGAGCUUGAUGCAUUAUUGACAGAUGAACAGUUAAGCUCGUGUCCUGUUCUCGUUUUAGGCAAUAAAAUAGAUAAACCUGGUGCGGCGUCUGAAGUUGAACUCAGGAAUUUCUGUAACCUUUAUGGUCAAACAACUGGAAAAGGUAAGAUUCCUCGUAGUGAAAUUCCCGGCCGUCCACUCGAGUUAUUUAUGUGCUCAGUCCUCAAAAGACAAGGCUACGGUGAAGGUUUCCGUUGGCUUGCCCAAUAUAUCGACUGAAUAUAUUUAUUUCAUAAUUAACAUUUAUCAUUUGUAUUACCAAGGAAAUGAAUUAAAUGAAGCAAACAAAUUGAUUCAAAAACAAAGUACAUCAACAUAAAGACAAUGACAAUUCGGAUACUCCUCAUUAGUGAUUUUUUUUGUCUUUCCAUCCAUCGAGUCAUAUCAAAGAUAUGCAGCUGAGUAGUUAAUUUUAAUUAACAGAAAUGUGUGAUGAAGUAUUCGGGUACUACUCUCAUUAAACUAUUUUUUGCUAAUUAGUUUUAAAUGAAUCUUAGGAGAAAAUUCGCUCAGUUAUGUGACAUGAUUAUGCAAUUACUAAACAGAACAUAUGGUGAAAAUGAAAUAGAAACGAAUGAAAUAAUUACGUAAAAUACAAAUAUCGAUAAUGAUAAACACAUUUUGAUAAAUAAACUCAUGAAUAAAAUUAUUAUUUGAGAAUGA
Chelonus insularis is the source of this 1252-nucleotide messenger RNA. It is a transcript of the gene Sar1, whose product is annotated as Secretion-associated Ras-related 1. Gene Ontology annotation, biological process: endoplasmic reticulum to Golgi vesicle-mediated transport; membrane organization; intracellular protein transport. Gene Ontology annotation, cellular component: endoplasmic reticulum exit site; COPII vesicle coat. The record is from RefSeq and is a predicted model, not a curated record. NCBI's taxonomy places the organism in Eukaryota, Metazoa, Arthropoda, Insecta, Hymenoptera, Braconidae. Gene Ontology annotation, molecular function: GTPase activity; GTP binding. Bases 227 to 808 code for a protein of 193 amino acids. The transcript is spliced from 5 exons.